Molecule: messenger RNA, 6764 nt
Organism: Linum trigynum
Lineage: Eukaryota; Viridiplantae; Streptophyta; Magnoliopsida; Malpighiales; Linaceae
Source: the annotation of a GenBank genome assembly
UACCAAACUUCCUUCAUCCUCCAAUAUAAUAUAGUAGAUAUUUAUCAACUUUUCUUCCUUACAAAUUUAUUGGCUUCUCGUUAAUUUUAUAUAAGCACAUAUAGUAAUUAUAUAAUUUUUAUUUUCAAUUUUUAUUCCCAACCAGACCUGGCAAAAAAAAAAAAAACACGCCAUUGAUGUUAGUUAUCUACAAAAUACUAUAAGGCAAUGUCAAAAAACAGUCUUUGCCACGUCAGCCGCUGCUCAAACGGCCGCACAAUUCAGAAAGCCUUUAUGGACAUUUCCCAUCCAUCUCUCCCUCGCUCGCUGUCUUCCCAUAUUCUGCGAUUUAUUUUUUUUUUUUCCCCGGAGAAACCAGAAAAAGCGAUUUCUCUCUCACCUCUAUGGAUACUCUCUCGCCGCCUUUGUUCAGCUCACAAACACUCCGACAUUCCUCUUUGACACACCUAAUCUGAAUUAAAAAUUCUUCACAGUAGGCCUCUCUGUUCUUCCUCAAUCUUCGUGUAUUUGCUUUCAAAUUUGGUCUGGCUUGCAAUCCCCCAGAAAAAAUCCCAACUCCUCUUUGUCUCAUCGUCUUCCUUUAGCUGCCUCUGCUGACAACAGGCCAGACGUUCCUUUUGCCACACUGCAUCUGAAUUUGAAAUCCCCCACAGUAGGCCUCUCUGUUCUUCUCGAUUGUAGUUUUGUUUGUAGCCAUCUGUUGUCUUGCAAGCCCAUAGAAAAUGUCCUGACUCCUCUCCGCCUCGCCUUAUGUGAGAUGUGCCCUCCUCUUUUGCGUUUUCAAUGGCAAAUCUAUCCAUUAGCUAAUUAACCAGUUCCAACCAUUUAUCGAGAAAUCAAAAUCAUAUUCGGUCAAUACAAUCUAGAAGCUAGGUGAGAUAUUUGGGAGAAGAAAAAUCUGGAAUUAUUCGGAAGAGGAAGAACCCAGAAUGUUGAAAGAGGGAGGAGCUAGAAGAAGAAGUCUCUAGAGAAGGAAGAAAGAAAGCAAUAAAAUUUUUAUUUAGAUUUUUUCUUGGUUAUAUCGGUUUAGUAUUAUAAAAAGGGGUCUUGGGUUUGUGACGUGUUGUAAGUAGCGGAGUGAGCAACAAAAGGAUUAGAGAAGUGAUAGGAAAGUUAGAAAAGAGAGGGAAGAAAGACAGAGACGUGAGAAUUGAGGGUAGGUGAGAAGAUUGAGUAUGGUGAGAGGAGUGUGAACUUGAGAGAGUGGCUAUGGUGUGGUGAGGUUUAUUGUAGUGAAUGUGAGCUUAAAUUGUAAAUUUACAAGUUGGUUUGUAAAGUUUGUUAGAAUUAUAAUUUUAGUCAUCACACUUUGUAAGUACUAUUUCAAAGCAUACGUGACCCAGUAAAACUCUACAUCAUUUGUGCUUAGUCUUCCGACAAUUCCAUAUUGCAUCAAUUCCCUUCGUAAAAUUAGUCCUACUUUUGCAUUUUAUAUGGGAUUAAGAGACAAUUUCUCGGUGGGUUUUCCUGAUUGCAACAAUGUUGUCGAAGCGUCUCCAUGGUUAAACUUUCUGCAGAUCCUCCAUUCAAUUCUAACUCUGCUACUACUCGAUUUAAAAUACUCAUUUUGUUCUUAGUUUUGUUGUUGUCCUGUGAUUGGACGUCAUAUACGUAAGGAAAUUAUAGCUUAUUUGAUUUGUAUUCCCUUCUAUCUUUUGUUAGGGAAAGGAAGGGAAAUCAAUCUGUGUCUCACUUGAAGGUUCCUAUCACACUUGAAGGUCCGAUAGUAGUUGAAGUUGACAUGGAGAGGGUGUGUUUUGAGGGUGAUAGGUGAAAUUGAAUAUUGUUUUUAUUGAUUUGAAGUUACCAUUUUUCUUAGUUGUCUACGUCUUAUUAAUAGUUAUUGACAAGUUGAAGCCCGCAUCACUUGCGUGGAUCGCUAUAUUGCGACUUUAGCUAGGAUGAGAAGAAAGUUCCUAUUGGUGGUACGAUGGAUGUAUCAAGUACGUUUUGUUUUAGUCUCCGGUAUGUCACUCUUUGCCUUUUACUUAUCUUUAGCUGUUUGAAAUUUGCUUACAUGAGUUGUACAUCAUCAGUGAUUCAUCAAACGGCUUUGUGGAGAACUUUUAUGAUAUUUUUCUACAGAUACUUAUGAUUUUGCUUGAAUUCUACAACUGGGAUUUUCUUACGAAUAAGUUCUAAUUUACCUAUUAACAAUUUUUUGUGUUAAACUAAAAAAAUUGUUUACGGUUGAAGGGAAUGUGAUUCAAGUACGUCCUAAUUGGUGCUACAUGGGGUAUGUUGUAUGCCCUCACAAGGUGGAAUGAGAUUUGGAAGAGUGCUUUUUGUGGACACUGUAAGAUGACUUCUUCCAUUGCUAAAGCCAAGUAAGCUUAUAAGCUGAUUCUUGCUUUGUACAUUUUGUAAUCUGCACAGUUUGUUCUUUCAUUUUUAUAGGAAAGUAGGAUUUGGCUGCACGUUAUGGAUGAUGCAUAUAAAUUUAUGACAUUAUUGAAUUUUGUUUCAUUUUCACCAUAGGUUUAGAGUCAAACUCCAAUUGCAAGAUGAUACGGAAGAAGCUUAUUUUCCAUUUAGAGCUUGAAGAUUUGCGCUUUUUUCGGAGUGAUGGCUGAUGUGUUAUUUCAUUUAAAUCAGAGGAAGAAAGAACUCAUUCCGUCUCAUAUCCAACAAAUUGUUAACAUGACACUCAAACUUCAUUUUAAACUUACUCAGUUCAACUUCUUGAACCCACAAGCUGAGUAUAAGUGGUUAGCAUUGACCACGAUCCACUUUAGGUAGGUGAUGAACACUUCAGCUGCACAUAAUUUCAGUUUACCUAAAGGAUUCAAAAUUAUAUUCGUGUUUUACAACUCUAUUAUUAAUGUAAUUUGAUUGCAGCAACUGAUUGUGACCCCAAGUCUUGUGGACAUUGGAGGAACAACCUUUUUCGGGCAAAAAAGAAAACAUGUUGACGACUGUGACCUUGAGGAGGAAUAGUAUUGUGUGGAAACUUUGUGUAGUUAAGAGCCACAAUGUGAAGCUUCUAAUCAAUAUUAUGUUUUCAUUUAUGGGAUAUUCGGUAAUCUAAUUUCUUUCAGGUUGAUAUUGGAACUCUGUUUCUAGGUUUUCCUUAUGGAUUUUCUCCUUUUGUUCAAUUACAAUUAUGGAAUACAGUAGUGUUCUUCGACUACAAUCUUUUCUUAAAUGUUGGAUAAUUUUUCCCUUAUGAAUUGUCUUCUUUUGUUUUUCAAGUUUGGUUUAGCAGUGCCAAAUCAAUCUCAAGUUAAGUCGAGUCUCAAUGUAGAUCUGUAUGCCAUGAAUGAAAGCUCAUGAGAAGGUUAGCUGCAUUUGUUUUGACAAUUUGAUUGUUAGUGUUUUUUCCCUUCUUACUACCCUAAUGAAGUUGGUGUUGACUUUGCUUGUUGCAAUUGCAAGGUAUGAAAGAGCAUUUUCAGUUAUGAAGAGAUAAAGGUUCCGUCCACGACUUUUUCAGAAUAAAUGAUUGUGAUAUUUUUCACUAUUAUUUUAAUAAAAUACUAUUAUAAUUAAUAAGAUAGACAAUUCAGAUAUUAUUAUGAUAUAUAUAAAAAUAACAUGUCUGCCCAAAAGGCAGGGUGUAAGCUAGUUAAUAGUAUGUUUAUGGAUUGCUUAGUCUUCUCAUGUUUCAGUUUUUUGUUUUAGUUUGAUUGUGCGCUAAUUAGGUUAGCAUGUUGAAAAUUAUAAGAAUAUGAUAUUGCCAAUAACUAAAUGAUUUGAAAUUUUUUAUGGUAGGUAGUAAAAUAUUAAAUAUGUCUUGCUUCAUACAAUUACUAUGGUCAUUUAUACUGCUAUUGAAAUUCAUCCAACCAACAAGCGGGCCUGAAUCUAGUUAGAGCAUACGGUGUAUAGUUAAAAUCAGUAUAGCAAUUUCUGAAAUCACUAUCCAAAGUCCAUUAUUUGGCUAGAACUACUUAUCUUCGGGGAAAGGAACCGACUCCCUCCUCCUCUUCAGUCUUCCCAUGGCGGCGUGGGCGUCCUCCAUCUUCUCUCUGUGGCCACCUUGUUCAUUCCUCUUCCUAAAAUAGGUUCCCUUUCUCCGCAAAUGGCAAGCGGCAGGAAGUGAGUCUAUUUUAGGAAGAGAAUGAACACUGUGUCUUCUUGGGUCUCUUCGGCUCUUCCUCUAUCCCAUCUGGAGCGCGCGCGCGAUGUUGUUUCUCUUUCUGGAGCCUCGGAGCGUUAUCAGUACUCAAACGCAACCCAUUGUGACUGAGAAGCCUGCCUUGUGCCAUUCAAAGAAAGGUAGCUUCACUCGUCAAUUGUUCCCUCAAAUCCAAUUGGAGGUUAUCAUGAACCAUGUCUCGGUGAUUAGCGAAAGUUGCUUAUCUUAAAUCUAGAUCUGUUGCCUUCUCUCUGUUCCGUUGUUCGCUGUACUGAGCAAUUGCAUACUCUUUUUUUGCUCCCUGUUUCGUGGCCCAUCGAUUGUAUUUCUGGCUUGCUAGAUGGGGAAGAAAGCGUUUAAUGGCGAAGAACAAUUUAUAUGCAUAGAUGCCUACAAUUGGGAUUGGAGGAUAGUUGACGCUGAAUGGCCUGAAAUGAAAAGCAUUCUGGGUAUCGCCUCCUUUUCCCCGCAUAAAUGCGAGAUCUUCAUGCGGAGAACUGUGCAAGGAAGUGGUUAAUUACCAUACAUGGGCCUGUAUAAGAUUCAGCAUAACCUUCUCCCAACAACUUGAGUUAUUGGGAUCAACUGAUUAUUAACAAACGGAUUCAUUUGCUAUUUAUUCCCUACUGCCACUAUCGUAAGAUGUUUCUCAUUGUCUGUUGCUUUAUGUGAUGAAUUUGCUUGUUACCUUACGAAUUCGGUGGAAGACUACAACUGAGCUUAUGUAUUAGAACUUCAUGAUAAGAUGGCCAAUUAACAUAUGAUCAUGCCUGCCAAUGAUAUAAGCACUUGAUCUACUGAUUUUGCAUUGUGGCUUGUUUGACAGAUUGACCCAGAACAUCAUCUGGAAAUGGUUGAUAAAUAAAGCUCCAACCUGACGUACAGAAGCUCAUAGGAUUGUCUGUGCUUGAUUUUGCAUGGUACAAGUAGCUUGUGCUUAAUAUCGACAAGAGUUUGGAUGGACAGGAAAGCACAGGGGUCUGUCUGUUUGUUCUUAGUUUUCACCACUUACCUGGUUUCUGUUCUGCUUGGCUAUGGGCACAAUCAUCCUCCUCCUUUUGGGCAUCGCCUAGAUCUAUUCUUCCAUUAAUUGAUGAUUGUUGUUUCCUCACUCGUAUAUCUCUGAUGACUCUUUGCACAGCUUCUAAGAACUUUUUCAGCGUGGGUCUCCUGUGCUGACCUUCCGUAGUCCCUUCUGCUCUUCUCUCAGGGCCAAUUUCAUCGGCCGGGGAUGGUUCAUCGUCCCCCUGCUGGUUGCCAUACUUCUGAAGUUUAGUGUACUUCAUGGGGUAAUUCAUUUGCUGCAAACUCCUCGAGUAUAUUGAAAAGGGGAACUUUCUCAAACAUUUUAUAGUAAUGUUUAGCAGAUAAUAAUACAUGGAUUAGGAUCAUAAAUUUAUAUUAUUCUUAUUAGGAGUAGGACGGCGUAGAAGGUAAGUUCAGAGAUGCAAUUUAUUAAUGAUGUUUGGAAGACGACGCAUUUUAGAUGUUAUGUACUGAUGCUGGAACCAGGUGGCCCUUAUUUUGGAGUCGUUUAUAUUCAGCAAAUCAAAGGGCAUUAUUAAGCUGGCUGCAUUAUAUCGAUCAAAGACACUUCUUUUCCCUGUGUCUUAUGACAGACUUCAAAAUCAAAUUUACAUUCCAAGAAAGAUGAAGCAGUUGCAAUGGGAGCAUAUAUUGCACGGAGCUUUAGAUUGACUUUAUUUGUUUUUGUUAUUCAGGCCCGGUUGGGUUAGUUUGGCUUCAUGGGAAACUUGAAGAGUGGCCUUAUGGGGGCAGUCAAUGUUUCAGAAAUACAAGACUAAUGAUUCGAUUUGCAGGUAUCAGAGCGGCUUUACAGUUUGUUUGUCAAAGCUGUUCCCCAAAAGCUUCAGAAACUCGUUGAAAUCCACCAACCCAUCUCCAUUCUCAUCAUAUGAUGUGAUCAUCUCUUUGCAGUUUGCUUCCGAAGCAUGACUGUGGCAGCACCAAAGCCUGGAAAGCACUGUCCUCAACUCCUUCGCAUCAAUGAACCCAUCAUCAUUUCCAUCAAACACAUUAAAUGCCGCUUUAGCCUCCUCAAGGCUAGGUUCCAGCUCCUCGAACAUGUCUGUGAUCUCAUUGGCUCUCAGCUUACGAGCCUGAUGCUGCUGGUCGUCAUUAAGUACUGGGAUCGGGUGAAGGUUUCUGGGCAAAAUUGCUAGUGGUCCUGGAAGGUUGUACAGGGGUUAGUUGAUGUAUUUCUCGGGCCUGGAAUUGACCCCAAAACAUCUGAAGCGACAAAGCUAUAUUCAGCACAGAAUGGGUUAGAUGUAAAAGAGUGAUGCAAAGAAUGAUGCAGUCAAUGACAAACAUGAGAAGCAAGGCUUGGGUUUGUGGAGAAGUGGAGUUCAGUGAUGCGGCUGUUGCUGCUACUGCUGCUCUCUCCAUUUCGAGGGAAGGGAGAAACUAUAUACAGACUUGACGAAAAUUAGUAGGAGUGACAAGAGUUGGAAUAUGACGACUUCCAGUGUGGCCCUAUAUAUAGGACUAGGGAGCGAGCUGUCUUGAAGAUGAAGAAAUGAGCGUAGACUCAAAAUGAAUUAUGUGCAGGUUUCCUCUGAUAGCAAUGGUGCUCUUUAGCUGAUUUGGGUGUGUGGAAACUGGAAAGGAAUGGUAGGUGCCAGGAAACGAUUGAAUGGGUCAGGAAUAAAGAAUGACUGGGAAG